Molecule: messenger RNA, 1763 nt
Organism: Mugil cephalus (flathead mullet)
Lineage: Eukaryota; Metazoa; Chordata; Actinopteri; Mugiliformes; Mugilidae
Product: succinate receptor 1-like
Exons: 3
Coding region: 238-1191 (317 amino acids)
Biological process (GO): G protein-coupled receptor signaling pathway
Cellular component (GO): plasma membrane
Molecular function (GO): G protein-coupled receptor activity
Source: RefSeq, a predicted model, not a curated record
UCUAGGUUAUUAUAUUGCUUUAAGAGGAGGAAGUGUUCCCUGAUAAGGCUGGGAAAAAACAAUGUUUUGAUGACGGGUCUUGUUAAUAGAUUUUGUAAUUUCAGCCGGGGUUGCAACAACAAUUCAGAGACCACCUGUAAUCUUCAGCUCAUGCCGCACUUGAACAGAUAGUGGCUGCACCUGUUCAUGGUCGCUCUCCAGAUUCACGCUACAAGUAACUACUAGAACAACUACACAAUGGCGUCCAACUGCACAGAGAUAAAUACCGUGCUGGAGCACUACUACCUUUCACCAUUUUACGGAAUUGAGUUCUGCAUUGGUUUCCCCGGCAACUUGUUGGUCGUACUCGGUUACAUAUUUUGUUUGACAGAGUGGCAGAGCUGCAAUAUUUACCUCUUCAACCUGGCAAUGUCUGACCUUAUUUUUCUCUGCACUCUGCCACGCCUUUCCUACCUCUAUGCACACGACAAAUCGGAAAUCAGUCCCUAUUGGUGCAUUAUCAACCGCUACAUCCUGCACGUCAAUCUUUACUCCACCAUUCUCUUCAUGGUGUGGCUCAGCAUGGACCGCUUCCUGCUCAUAAAACACCCAAUGAGGAAUCAUGUUCUGCUGAGGUCACGUACAGCCAUGAUCAUAUCAGGGCUCAGUUGGCUAGUGGUAAACGUGGAAAUUGCGCCAAUGAUAGCACUGAUGGUGGACGAUAUCCACGGAGACAAUUCAAGUCACUGCAAGGAUUUUGCCAGCCUAGAAGGAAAUUUCAACACGUUCGGCUACAGCAUGGGGCUAACUGUGACUGGUUACAUUGUCCCUAUGAUUGGACUUUGUGUUUUUUCCCACCAAAUUGCAGAUCUGCUCCACGCCCAGGAAAAGGCUUUACAGCGCAAGACAAUCUCGUACAAGCGCCCUCUUAAGGUUGUUGCAUCAGCCGCGAUAAUUUUUCUGGUUCUUUACACUCCCUACCAUUUGCUGAGAAAUAUCAGAAUUGCAUCUCAACAAUCCUGGGCAGUGAUGUCAGAGUGUACCAAGAUAUACAUAGAGGGCGCUUACAUUGUGACCCGACCGCUUGCCUUCUUGCACAGUGUCAUUAACCCCAUCUUCUACUUCCUCAUGGGUGACAAGUUCAGGGAGCUCUUACUUAAUGGCCUCAGAAAGCUCUUCAGAAUAAAAGAUCCGCCAAGUGAACCAGCCUAACAUCACAACAAGUUACACCCUCAAUACAAUACAUCUGCAAAGGUGAAUAAGCUUCAUCUUUACAUAAAUAUGUUUUUCUUUAUUUUGAGCUUUUAAUUUUGAGCUACGUCUAAUGUGUAUCUUAUUUAUGUGUCGCCUUUCUCCUCAGCAGAACAUGUUACUUAUACUAAUGAUAUUCAGGUUAUCUUUUGUUAUAGGUACCAUAGCAUUUUAUUUUUAGCAGAAGCACCCAUUGUCUGUAUUGUAUGUGAACCUGAGCUGUUAAUAAUAAUAUAUAUAUAUAUAUUUUUUUUUUUUGAAAAGAAAAUGGACAGGAUAAUUAUAAUGGUAACGAAUAUAUUGGUGAUGUCCGUGAAUUGUAAAUAUUGUAUGGAAUUGUUUUUCUAUGUAAUAAAGUAUAACUAAACUAAUAAUUAAUUACUGGCUGUUCUAAAUAUCACUAUCAAAAGGAUUUGUGGAUGUGUUUCAUAAUGUUUACUUUUAUGUCACUGCGUGUCUGAAUAUCUAGACUGAACUCUAGUGCAAUGUUCAGCUUUGACUGUGAGGACAUUGAAAGAUUUCUAAAAUUAAAA